AUGGGUUUAUUAACCAUUUUAAAAAAGAAUCGACAACAUGAGAAAGAGAUGCGUAUACUGAUGCUAGGGUUAGAUAAUGCAGGAAAGACGACUAUAUUAAAAAGGAUAAAUGGAGAGCCUAUUGAUACCAUAUCACCCACGCUUGGGUUCAAUAUAAAGACACUUGAAUACGAAAACUAUAAACUCAAUAUUUGGGACGUUGGUGGACAAAAGUCUAUUAGAUCCUACUGGAGAAACUACUUUGAACAAACAGACGCCCUUGUGUGGGUAGUAGAUUCGGCGGAUAGAUUAAGAUUAAAUGACUGUAAAAAGGAGCUAUUUCAGCUAUUGCAGGAAGAAAGAUUAGCAGGAGCCACAUUACUUGUAUUUGCAAACAAACAGGAUAUUGCGGGAGCACUCAGCGAAAAAGAGAUCAAAGAUGUACUUGGACUAGAGGAUAUCAAGACCCAUCACUGGGCUAUACUUGCUUGUAGUGCAGUAACAGGAGAGAAUUUAUUGAAAGGGAUGGAUUGGGUAGUAUAUGAUGUGGCAUCAAGGAUAUAUAUGUUAGAUUAA
This is a messenger RNA of Rhizopus microsporus ATCC 52813, 555 nucleotides long. Its product is annotated as ARF/SAR superfamily. Gene Ontology annotation, cellular component: microtubule cytoskeleton; cytoplasm. Gene Ontology annotation, biological process: protein folding. The coding region runs from base 1 to 555 and encodes 184 amino acids. The transcript is spliced from 4 exons. NCBI's taxonomy places the organism in Eukaryota, Fungi, Mucoromycota, Mucoromycetes, Mucorales, Rhizopodaceae. The record is from RefSeq and is a predicted model, not a curated record. Gene Ontology annotation, molecular function: GTP binding; GTPase activity.